AUGCUCAAAGGCCACGAUUUCCCGAUCUUGGCAAGGCAAUUUACCACUCAACUGAUUGAUGUCUCUCGAGCUCAGCGGACAUACCGAGAACGUAUAGAACGCAUGCAAUGGAACCUUCGGGUGGAAAAGGAGUGGAACAAGAUCUUCUCGCGGAUCGACCACGUUUUUCUGUUCCUCUUCCAGGCAGCAAACGUUUUGGUUCUUCUGAUGUUUCUGCGAUAUGCAUUCAUUCCUGUGCCUGAGCUUCCCGAUGAUUUUACUGUAUGA
Messenger RNA from Cooperia oncophora, 267 nucleotides. Lineage: Eukaryota; Metazoa; Nematoda; Chromadorea; Rhabditida; Trichostrongylidae. The record is from the annotation of a GenBank genome assembly.